AUGUCGUCGCCACAGCAGUACCAUCAUAGCUCGUUAUCGAGCGGUCGUGCCGUUUCGCCGUCACUCGACGCUCGUCCUCCUCUGGAUGCCAACGGCGGCAACUCUUCCGGCGACCAUCAGCUCCAGCAGGAUCUCGAUGCCGCCAGGCAGAUGAGCAAGGCGCGCAGCGGCCAGGAUCCCAGUCCGCCCAGAGCUAGCUUCUCAGACGAUCAGGCAGAGCCGUACUUCUACGAAGGUCUUAACAAAAGUCCCGUCGCCGUUCCUGUUCGUACUGCAGCCCCGCCAUCUUCAGCCGCCGCUGCGCGCUUCUAUCAACACAACCGCAGCGGCUCCAACACCAGCCUUGACAGCCAGCACCACUUUAUCGAUCAUCGUCACCAAGCUCAUUCGCUUAGCAAUGUUCAUUCUCCCUCCGCCCUCCGUGGUCGCUCGGCUCUCUCCCGCACUCCCAUGCGCAGUCCCAACACUUACUUCCCCUCCAGCAGAACGAACGAGCACACUCUCAUCGAUGACAAAGACGACGCGAUCGACGGCGAUGCUUCGCACGCCUCUCGUGGCCUUGACAACAUGCGACGUUCCAGCCAUCAAUCUCACCUCUCUUCUCCAGCCUACGAUCGACACGACGAUGAUCCCACACGUCCUUCUCGCCUUCGACGCGAUUCUACCGUCGAGGACGACGUCUGUUUCCCCAUGCACGAUACACACACAUCCGAAGGUCGUCCUCACGAAACCCACCCUGAGCACUUGCUUGACGAGGUUCGAGACGCCUACCACCCCCGCGCCGACAGCAGCCAUGUACCGCUCGGCUAUCCUUUCACCUUUGAUCUGAAUGCACUCGAAGAGUUUGCAUCGGAAGAACGCGACCGCGUCGGCAUGUCUUCGUCCUGGAACGCUGCCAGUCCACCCGGCCAAACUGGCCUUCGUCAGCGAGGCGUUGCGCCCCAAAAGGGUUCCGGAGCCGCUUACGGUGUUUCGCCCGACAGCGACGAUGCCACUUUCUAUUCGCGUCGUCCUCGAAAGCUGAGCACCUCGGCAGGUGCCUUUGGCAGCAGCAAGUAUCAACGCAAGCUUGCCCUUUUCGAAGGCGGCGGAAGCGCUCCUCCACCCGUUGCCGGCGCUGCCGCUUCUUCCAGCAUCAUGGGCGGUGGCACUGCCGAUGCAAAGAGGUCCAUGGACGUCAACACCCCGCUCCUGGACAACGACAUGCUUCCUUCCUACCACGGCGUCAAUGGUUCUCGCAUGCACCUGUCCCAGUCACAGAGUGGCUUGAGCCCUGUUACCCCCGGCGGAGGGGCCAUGGGACGCGCGCGAUCGCAUACUGGCGCGCUCAGCAACCGCGGCGAAAAACCUUAUCGCUUUGCCUUUUACUCAAAUGCACUGCCAUCUACCAUCCAUGCUCGCCACCUCUCUGAGCUGCCUGCAGACGGCCAGACCUUCGAAGAGCUCUUCAGCGGUCGCGAAAAGGCGGCAGACAUCUCCCCUCUCACCGAGGGGAGCCAGAGUCGCAAUGCAAGCCGCGCACCCACCAUCAAUGCGGCUACUGCACGCAUGUCGUCGCUCGGUCAGGCACUUGGCCGCAUGGAAGGAAACACUGCACCUCCUACCGGAUCCAACACCCCGACUCUUGCGGGCGACGUCAUGGGUGGUCUCAGUGCCACGCGUACCAAGGCGCUCCCCGGUGGCGGUAUACGCAUGGAUCCCGAUCCAGAAGCCAACACCUGGUGGCUCGAUGUCCUCUCGCCCACCGAUCAGGAGAUGAAAUUGCUCAGCCGCGUCUUUGGCAUCCACCCUCUCACCACCGAAGAUAUCCUCAUGGAAGAGACGCGAGAAAAAAUCGAGCUCUUCCGCAACUAUUACCUUGUAUGUUUCCGCUCCUUCGAUCAGGAUCCCUACAGCCCAACUUAUCUGGAACCGCUCAACAUGUACAUCAUUGUCUUCCGUGAAGGUACCCUCUCGUUUCACUUCCGCGGAACACCACACCCUCAAAACGUGCGUCGUCGUAUCAAGCAGCUCAAAGAUUACAUCAACGUAACCUCGGACUGGAUCUCGUACGCGCUCAUCGACGACAUCACCGACGCCUUCGGACCGCUCAUCCAGAGCAUCGAGUACGAGGUAGACUCGAUCGAUGAGCUCGUACUCAUUCUCAAGGAGGCAGAACAGUCUGACAUGCUCAGGCGGAUCGGCACGUGUCGUAAAAAGGUCAUGGGUCUGCUCCGACUCAUGGGCAACAAAGCGGAUGUAGUCAAAGGUCUUGCUAAGCGAUGCAACGAAAACUGGUCGGUCGCACCGAAAUCCGACAUUGGUCUCUACCUCUCCGACAUCCAAGACCACUUGAUCACCAUGACGCAGAACUUGAAUCACUACGAAAAGAUUCUCUCGCGUUCGCACUCGAAUUACCUUGCCCAGAUUUCCAUCGAGAUGACCGACGCCAACAACCAGAUCAACGACGUCCUGUCCAAGCUUACAGCCUUGGGUACGGUGAUUGUCCCCAUGAACGUCAUCACCGGUCUGUGGGGUAUGAACGUCAAUGUUCCUGGUGAAGGCGUCGAAAAUCUAAGGUGGUUUGCUGGAAUUUGUUCCGUAAUGGUGGUAAUCGCUGUUUCCGGCUAUAUUGCUGCUACGAGGUAUCUGGAGCGUUCGCAUUGA
Messenger RNA from Mycosarcoma maydis (corn smut), 2646 nucleotides. RefSeq lists its product as uncharacterized. Bases 1 to 2646 code for a protein of 881 amino acids. NCBI's taxonomy places the organism in Eukaryota, Fungi, Basidiomycota, Ustilaginomycetes, Ustilaginales. The transcript has a single exon. Gene Ontology annotation, molecular function: magnesium ion transmembrane transporter activity. Gene Ontology annotation, cellular component: plasma membrane. Gene Ontology annotation, biological process: intracellular magnesium ion homeostasis; magnesium ion transmembrane transport. The record is from RefSeq and is a predicted model, not a curated record.